Messenger RNA from Fragaria vesca subsp. vesca, 1484 nucleotides. RefSeq lists its product as uncharacterized. The record is from RefSeq and is a predicted model, not a curated record. Bases 80 to 1471 code for a protein of 463 amino acids. Gene Ontology annotation, biological process: cellular response to oxidative stress; leaf senescence. The transcript has 13 exons. Gene Ontology annotation, cellular component: chloroplast. NCBI's taxonomy places the organism in Eukaryota, Viridiplantae, Streptophyta, Magnoliopsida, Rosales, Rosaceae.
GGAAACCAUUCAGUCUUAUCAUCAUCUCACACAGAUUUUUUGAGGGAACUACUUGCUUCAUUCUUGUAGUGAUCGGAACAUGGCACUUUCUGCAAGCAAGGUCUCGAGCUGUCCUGGGAUGACUAUUUCUACUACUCUUCAUAAAUCUUAUGGAAUUUCAAAUAACUUUGCCAAGUCAGUGCAACGGAGUAAUUUUCACUGUCCAAGUCUAGGAGUGGAACUGAGGCAGCUAAAUUAUGGAUGUCUAGUGACAGAAAAAAAGAACUAUUCUAAUGAUGGGUUGUGGUGUAUGUUUGGUAAACCAGUUAGUUUCACUGUCUCUCAGAGAUCGAUUGUCGCACACCUUUCAAGACGAACUCAUAAUACCAAAGAAAAAGAGGGCAUUAUGACUUAUGGUGAUUGUACAGAGGAGACUAGUUCACAGAUUGGAGACGAAGAUGGACGUCAAGUGUUUUCUGAGAGAACUAUUAGCUCCAGUCAGGGAUUAACUGAAGCUUGUAAAUUUGUUUUCAAUGAUGCAAAGUUUGUAAAUGAAAGGGCUCGCAAUGACAUUAUCCUGCUGUCUCGUGGCAUAUUGAGACUGGAUGCUCGUGCACGUCAAGAUGUUGCUAUUCUUGGGUCAGAGUUUCUUAAACUUGACGCCCGGGCAAGAGAGGAUACUGAAAAAAUUGACCGUAAGGUGAAGAAGAAAGCUGAGCGCCUUCAUCAUAUUGCUAGGGUCUUAAAAGACAAAGCAGAGUAUAGGUUGAAAAGUGUUGCCGAUAAGCAUUGGAGUGACGGAGCUUUAGAGGCUGAUCUGCGCCGUGCUGACAUCCGUGCCAAACAACGUGCAAUGCAAGAUGCCCUAAUGGCUUUGGAGUUUGUCAAAGACAUUCAUGAAAUGAUGGUGAGCAAAACAUACAAUCUUCCUUUGCAGAGAGUAAAUGGUAUUCAAUCAGAAAAUGAUAAACUCGGGCGUAUAAUGCUUGAAAAGAAUGGCAUUACUCUCAAUUUCCCUCCAGGGGUAGUAUCUAGUGAUCAGAUUACUGCAAUUCAGGAAGCUUACUGGAGUAUAGCAUCUGCUCUCUCUGAAGCUGAUGGAAUUGACUAUACUGAUCCUGAAGAGCUCGAGUUGUUAAUUGCAACUCUUAUAGAUCUUGAUGCUAUGGAUGGUAAAACUAGCGUGUCCUUGUUGGCAGAGUGUUCCAGUUCCCCUGAUGUCAGUACUAGGCAAGCAUUAGCCAAUGCUUUAGCUGCAGCUCCAUCUAUGUGGACUCUGGGUAAUGCAGGAAUGGGAGCCUUGCAGAGACUGGCAGAUGAUAGCAACCCAGCAAUUGCUGCUGCAGCAACUAAAGCAAUUUAUGAACUUAAGAAACAAUGGGAGAUAGAGGAAGGAGAUAGCUGGAGGUUUACAAUGGACCAAUAUAGCAUGGAAAAGAAAGGGGAAGGCCAAGAAGCUGAUAAUGAUUUAAAUACAGAUUAUAGUAUUUAGACAAUUGUAGUGU